AAUUUACAAUUCACUGGCUGAAGCUGAAUUACAUUUAAUUGAUCCACCUUUCUUGUCGUCUAUGCAUUCUCCUUAAGAAAAGUUAAAACCUUCUCUCACUCUCGAUUUGGGAAGUUCCAUCCACCUUGUUUCUUCCCACUCCACCUUUUUCUUUCUCUUCUCCUUCUCUACUUCUCCAUUUCUCCUCCACAUAUCAUUAGUCAAUCAAGUUUAGCUUUUGUAAUCUGCAACCCAUCUUCUGCAGGACCAAACUUCUUUUUGUUCCCUUUUCUUCUUUUUGCAUCACUCCGUCCCUUUUCUUCUUUUAAACUGCAGGACAAGUGUUUUACUUAGUGUCUCCAACAACUAAUUACCAAAGAUGAAUGACGAUGAAGCUUGAUGAGAGGAGGAGGAGAGGCUUUUCUUCUGAAUCUCAAACUUUGCGAUCUCAAGACAUUAACGCCCGUUCAUUAUAAGGAGCUGUUGGACUUGGAUCUGUUCUGGAUAAUCUACCAUGACAAAGAUGAAGGGGAUCUAUAAGGGGUUCAAGUACCUCUCCCAAAUCUUUGACGAGAAAUGGGUUUGCUUUUCAGUCGGCAAGGACCGUGAUAUGGAGAUUGGGUACCCAACAGAUGUUAAACAUGUUGCACACAUUGGGUGGGAUAGCCAUUCUUCCAAUGCACCCAGCUGGAUGAACAAAUUCAAGACUUCAUCAGAUUUCUCAGCUACGUCUCUAAGCAAAAUUAGUGACCCAAGGGAUCCCAAUCUCAGUGCUGUUUCAACUUGGUCUUCUCAAGAUUUCGAACGAUCUAUGGGACCUCAACAGGCUUCUCAAAUGACCAACGACAAGAAACACCGGAAGAAGACCAAGUCGACGUCCUCGUCAUCCUCAAGGUCGUCAAGAAAAUAAAAUCCUCUUCAUUUGCUGGCACGCUAACGGCUAACCUAAGUGGAGACUGCACCUAAUCAUCAAGGAUUAAUAUUCUAGCCGUGUAACAUGAAGUUGGGGCAAUACAAAAGCUUUUAGAAAAAACAAAACAUUGGAAUGUAGAAAGAAGGGGGUGAUGAAUUCCCCCAGUUGCGCUUGGGAUGUUCACUCUCAAGGGCAGAAAGAAGAAGGUUGAGUGGUUGGAUGAUAGUUUUUCAUUCCCGUGUAAAGCAAAAAAGUUUGUUUUUUUUUGCUUCACUUGUACUUAGUUUAGAUUUAAUAUAUAGCUAAAACAAUGAAAAUAAGAAUUUGGUAUGGUAAAGAGAUGAAGAGGGUUAUGUUUGAACCAACGUAGCUUAAUUAAACGAGAGGGUUAUGUCUGAACAGAGAAACAUGGAUAGAGUCAAAGUAGGAAGAAAGAUGGAUAUUUUAUCAUCUUGAUCUUUUAAAUCCUAUAGUCAAAAUUAUAGAAAUUCUGUUGUGACUUGUAAGAGUCACCAUUUGUGAGAUCCAUUUAAUUGGAUGGUCGUGAUUGAUAAUGACCUACACCCCUUGCAUAUUAUAGAUCAAUAAGACUCUUAGCCCCAAGGCUAUACAUUGAAUA
This is a messenger RNA of Nelumbo nucifera (sacred lotus), 1511 nucleotides long. RefSeq names its product CRIB domain-containing protein RIC10. The record is from RefSeq and is a predicted model, not a curated record. NCBI's taxonomy places the organism in Eukaryota, Viridiplantae, Streptophyta, Magnoliopsida, Proteales, Nelumbonaceae.